AUGGCUGCGUCGGCAUCGUUCCUCGAACGAGCCGUGUCCAACUCCCAGGUCCAGCUCGCCGCCACCGCCAUUGCCUCCGGCGCCGUCGUCGCCGGCCUCAUUCUGGGGUCCCAGCGCCUGCAGAGAGAAGAGCGCCUCCACCGACUUAAGGAUUCGAUACCGUCGCUGCUCGACGAGAGCGAUGAAGCCUUGCGAAGGCUCAGCAGCUUCGACGCCAGCGCUAGCGCAGCGGCCGAGGCCGACCGGGAGGAUGCGCGGAACGAGCUGCUGGCGCGGCGGGCGCGGGCCGGCGACUACGACGAGGAGCUGAUCCUCGAGCAGCUCGCGCGGAACCGCGUCUUCCUCACGCCGGCGGGGCUUGACCGGCUGCGCGCCGCCUUCGUGGUCGUCGUCGGCUGCGGCGGCGUCGGCUCGCACUGCGCCGCCGCCCUCGCCCGGUCCGGCGUGUCCCGCCUCCGCCUCGUCGACUUCGACCAGGUCAGCCUGAGCUCGCUCAACCGCCACGCCGUCGCCACCCUCGCCGACGUCGGCACCCCCAAGGUCCGCUGCCUCGAGCGCCGCCUCGCCGCCGUCGCCCCCUGGGUCCGCUUCGACCUCCGCCAAGAGAAGUUCUGGGACGAGGCCGCCGGCCAGCUGCUCGCGCCCUGGGAGGGCGAGCAGCGCCCCCCCGACUUCGUCGUCGACGCCAUCGACAAUAUCGACACCAAGGUCGCCCUGCUAAAAUACUGCCACGAUCACCACCUGCCCGUCAUCUCGUCCAUGGGCGCCGGGUGCAAGAGCGAUCCGACCCGUAUCAUUGUCGGCGACAUCGGGACGAGCACCGACGACGGCCUGUCGAGAUCCACUCGGCGACGCCUGAAGCUGCUGGGCAUCACUAAGGGGAUCCCGACCGUGUACUCGACGGAGAAAACCGGCGAGGGCAAGGCUGAGCUGCUGCCGCUCCCGGAAGACGAGUUUCAGAAAGGUCAGGUCGGCGACCUUGGCGUCCUGCCCGACUUCCGCGUGCGCAUAUUGCCAGUUCUGGGCACUAUGCCGGCAGUGUUCGGGUACACGGCGGCGAACCACAUCAUACUAUCCAUCACAGGAUAUCCGCACGACUACGUGCCGGCCAAGGGCCGCGAGAAGAUGUACGAGGGACUGCUGGCUGCGGUGCAGGGCAGCGAGGAGCGGCUGGUGCGGCAUGCGACGGGCGGGGACCCGGCAGUGACGCUGGGGCUCAAGAUCCCGCUCACGGCGGCGGACACGGCCUUCCUAGUGGAGGAGGUCUUCAAGGGCCGCAGCGCCGUCACGGCGCUCCCGACGCGCCUGACGCUCCUGCGGUGGCGCCGGCCGGCGAGCUCCAUUCUCGUGCGCGUCGGCGAGGGCGCCCACGAGCAGAAGUCGACGAGCCUCCGCCUCGCCGACCUCGUCUGCCUGACCAAGGAGGAAGCCGUCCGCCACGACCAGGAGGUGCUGCGCGGCGACAAGACGCCCGAGGACCUGUACGACGAGGCGACGGUGAAGAAGGUUGAAGCGCUGCUGAGGGACUCGGCGAGGUACGAGAAGUAUAGGUGA
Messenger RNA from Durotheca rogersii, 1554 nucleotides. Its product is annotated as ubiquitin-protein ligase molybdopterin-converting factor. NCBI's taxonomy places the organism in Eukaryota, Fungi, Ascomycota, Sordariomycetes, Xylariales, Xylariaceae. Gene Ontology annotation, cellular component: mitochondrial outer membrane. Gene Ontology annotation, molecular function: ubiquitin-like modifier activating enzyme activity; tRNA threonylcarbamoyladenosine dehydratase activity. The record is from RefSeq and is a predicted model, not a curated record. The transcript has 3 exons. The coding region runs from base 1 to 1554 and encodes 517 amino acids. Gene Ontology annotation, biological process: cyclic threonylcarbamoyladenosine biosynthetic process.